AUGGCCCCCGCCAGUGAUCCAAUGGUAGCCGGGGCCGAGCUGCAGCCUCCGUCUCCGUCUCCGGUCCCGCCAUCCGGGUCGACGUCGGCCCUGGCUACGGGCUAUGAGUCUCCGUCUGAAGAGAACCCACCCUUCUUCUCCGUCGUGGCCUCGGCUCCAGCUGCUCCAGGGACCGCCCAUUCAAGACAUCAUGUCGUGCCGCGGCCGGCCUUAUCUCAACGGCCAUCAUAUAUCACUGCUAUACCCCCUGAGCAUACCAACGGCCAUGCCCGUCCAGGUCGAUUACUCAACAAUGAGUCCGCUCUCACUUCAAAUAGCCUGAACCAUGUCAUCGCAACAGCUGAGAAGGGCCCUGGAAACCAAAAGGUUGGCAUUCGAGACCGCAUCGCCUGCUAUCAAUGGACAUAUUUCACUAUGACCAUGUCGACUGGAGGCAUUGCAAAUAUUAUUUACUCAUUGAAGUGGGAAGCAUCUUGGCUGCGUGGCAUUGGCCUCUUCUUCUUCUUUCUCAACAUCGUCCUUUUUGCAAUGAAUUGUAUUCUUAUCUGUACAAGAUUCCAUCUGAGGCCUGGGAGUUUCGUAAACUCCUUCACAGACCAAGUUGAGUCGCUCUUCAUAUCAGCUUCAUUGGUGUCUAUUGCUGUAAUAUUAAUCAACACCUGCCAAUACGGUAUUCCGCACACCGGCAUAUGGCUAGUCCACACUAUGGAGUGUGUCUUCUGGGUUUACGCUGCCCUGAGCGUCUCCCUCAGCGCAUUUCUAUAUCUCAUAUUAUGGUCUACUCUAAUCUUCCCCGUCCAUACCAUGACACCAACCUGGGUCUUCCCAGCGUACCCUCUGUUACUCAAUGCCCCCUUUGCAGCAAACCUCAUCGCGGCUGCAGAUUCAGCUGGUCACAAACUAUCAACCAACACUGUUGCAAUGGCACUCGGGGCCACUGCUAUUCAAGGAACCGGUUGUCUGAUCGCUUUCAUGAUUUCGUCGGCCUUCAUAUACCGCCUCAUGACGCAGAAGCUCCCUAGGGACAUGCAGAGGCCCGGCAUCUUCAUGUCUAUCGGUCCCUAUGGCUUUACCGCUGCUGGCAUAGCUCAACUCGGCAGCCAAGCAGACUUGGUAAUACCUCCAAACUUUCUUGACAACCCUCAGUUUGCCGCUAUCAUCAAAGUCAUCAGCAUUCUCGUCAGCCUCUGGCUCUGGGGACUUGCCAUGUGGUUCUUCAUUGUUUGCGUCGGCGCAUUGUGGAAAUACUCUCUUUCCGGCCAUCAUUUGCCGUUCCAGAUGACGUGGUGGUCUUUUGUUUUCCCUAAUACGGCUCUUGUUACCGCUACCAGUGUCAUGGGUAAAAUAUUUGAUAGCAAUGGCCUGCAUAUAUUUGCCUCUGUCAUGACCGCUGCAAUCAUCAUCGUCUGGGCUCUUAUCUUCAUCAGAAUGUGCUGGAGUCUGAAAUCGAGAAAACUUCUGUGGCCCAAGGAUGGAAAAUAG
Messenger RNA from Fusarium fujikuroi IMI 58289, 1482 nucleotides. RefSeq names its product probable C4-dicarboxylate transport protein mae1. Gene Ontology annotation, molecular function: malate transmembrane transporter activity. The record is from RefSeq and is a predicted model, not a curated record. Gene Ontology annotation, cellular component: membrane. NCBI's taxonomy places the organism in Eukaryota, Fungi, Ascomycota, Sordariomycetes, Hypocreales, Nectriaceae. Gene Ontology annotation, biological process: malate transmembrane transport. The coding region runs from base 1 to 1482 and encodes 493 amino acids. The transcript is spliced from 9 exons.